AUAUGUGAAAGUAUUUAAUCUGUAGACAAAUUAUUCAAUUACUCAACAGAGAAGAACAGGGGAUUCAGUUGAUUAGAUUUCUUUCGGACAAAAAAAAUGGCAGGAACAAUGCGAUGUCAUUAUGAAGUUCUUGGUGUGGAGAGAAAUGCUACAAGUGAUGAGAUGAAGAAAGUGUACAGAAAACUGGCUCUUAAAUGGCAUCCAGAUAAAAAUCCAGAUAAUGUAGAAGAGUGCACAAUACAGUUCCGAGCCAUUCAGCAGUCGUACGAAGUCCUGAGUGAUCCUCAGGAGAGGGCGUGGUACGAUAAACACAGAGAACAGAUUCUACGAGGGGGAAUGGGACAGGGAGAUAAAUAUGAGGACAACAGUUUGGAUGUAUUCCAAUACUUCAACUCCUCCUGUUACAGCGGCUUCUCUGAUGAUGACAAGGGUUUCUAUGCCGUGUAUCGAGUGGUGUUUGAUCUGCUGGCAGAGGAAGACUAUGAGUUUAUGGACGAUAAAGAGAGUGAUCAGGAAAUCCCGGGAUUUGGAAAAAGUGACAGUCCUUAUGACACAGUGGUGAAGCCAUUUUAUGAUUAUUGGGAGAACUAUUUCACUGCUAAGUCUUACGUAUGGGCAGAAAAAUAUGACACAAGAGAGGCACCUGAUCGUAGAGUGCGCAGGAUCAUGGAGGCGGAGAAUAAAAAGUUACGAGAUGCAGCUCGAAAAGAAAGAAAUGAGGAAGUCAGGGCUUUGGUCCGAUUUGUGAAGAAGAGAGAUCGCAGAGUACAAGCUUACAGGAAAUUAAUGGAGGAGAGAAAUGAAGAGAUUGCCCAGAAAGCCAAGGAAAAAAGAGAGCAGCAUCUUAAAGAGAGGCAGAGACUGGUGGAGAAUUAUGAAGAAACAGGUUGGUCAGCCAUGACUGAGCUAGAGGACGAUCUGAAGAGAUUGGAGACAGAACUGGGUGACCAUUUUGAAGAUGACAGAGCUUUGAACACAGAUGAAGAAGAGGAGGAGGAUUAUGUAGAUGAACUUUUCUGUGUGGCAUGUAACAAAGCUUUCAAAAGUGAGAAGGCUUUUGUUAACCAUGAGAAAUCAAAGAAACACAAGGAGAAUGUAGCGGCUCUACAGGAGGACAUGAGGAGAGAGGAUGAGGAUCUAGUGGGAGUGGAUCCAAACAUUCCAGGAGUGGGGGAGGAUCCAGACAUUGAGAGUCCAGAGGAAGAAUCUCCGUCCAAACAGAAAUUAUCAAAGAAACAAAAGAAGAAGAAGAAACAACAAAAUUUGAUACCUCAGGAUGUAGAAGAUCUAAAUAACAUUGUAGACAAUCUAGAACUGAAUGACGCUCCAGCUAAACAGAGCACAAAGUCCAAAAAAGAAAGAAGAAAAGAAAAAGAGGCAAGAAUGAGAGAGGAGAAGGAGGCAGAGAAAGCUUUGAACCAAGAAAGUCAGGAAGAGGACCGACUCCUAAACCAGGAACCGGAAUCUGCUGCCGAGAGACUGGCAGGAACCGGACCGGAGGACAUUUCUACCUCAAAACCAGUCAGUAGUACAGAGUCAACAAACAGAAAGGGAAAGAAUAAAACACAGGCUGAUCUGGAGAUGAAAUGCAAUGUGUGCCAAGAAGUAUUUCCGACUCGGAACAAACUGUUUACACACAUAAAGGAACAAGGGCAUGCUCUGAGAGUGGAACAGCCUCCGUCAUCAAAUCAGGGGAAGAAAAAGAAAAACAAGAAAUAAUGAAGAAAGAAAUUAGUCAUUAUUAGUAGAAGUGAAGAGAACUGUGAUUGAUCUCAGUUGUGAUAAUUAAUGUCUCCAAACAAUUCCAACAUUGAGGAUAAUCUGGCCCCAAGGCCAUUAACUGAGUUAAUAAAAAAAAAUUUGAUAUUCAAAAUUUCCAUCCUGUGCUUAGAUUUGAAUAUACAAAUACAAACAUGUGGUCUUAUUAAUCUGUAUGCAAAAUAAUAAUCAAUGAUAUUAAGAAACAAAACUUAAGUCUGCUUCCAGUUUAUGGCCUUGAGGCCAGAUUUUGUGAAUUGCACCAUCUU
Molecule: messenger RNA, 2027 nt
Organism: Saccostrea cuccullata (small rock oyster)
Lineage: Eukaryota; Metazoa; Mollusca; Bivalvia; Ostreida; Ostreidae
Product: dnaJ homolog subfamily C member 21-like
Exons: 16
Coding region: 97-1719 (540 amino acids)
Cellular component (GO): cytoplasm
Molecular function (GO): zinc ion binding; nucleic acid binding
Source: RefSeq, a predicted model, not a curated record